Messenger RNA from Asparagus officinalis (garden asparagus), 1150 nucleotides. RefSeq names its product plant intracellular Ras-group-related LRR protein 4-like. The coding region runs from base 1 to 1113 and encodes 370 amino acids. Gene Ontology annotation, molecular function: protein binding. Lineage: Eukaryota; Viridiplantae; Streptophyta; Magnoliopsida; Asparagales; Asparagaceae. The record is from RefSeq and is a predicted model, not a curated record. The transcript is spliced from 3 exons.
AUGAAGAGGAGUAUGGAGCUGAGGAGUAUUAGGGAUGAUAAGGAGAAGGGGGAGGUGGCUGCCGUUAAACCCGCUGACGUUUCUGGUGAUGAUCAAAGCGAAAAACUCAGCCUGAUCAAAUUCGCGUCUCUGAUCGAGUCCAGCUUCAAGACGGGCACCAGGGUCCUCAACCUCUCAAACAAGCUCAUGGACCAGGUCGACUGGCUCCCCGCCUCCAUAUCCAAACUCUCCACUCUCGUAACCCUCAACCUCUCAGACAACCAGCUCUCUGGGCUACCGACAUCCAUAGGGUCUCUCCCCUCCCUGAAGAACCUGGACCUCCACUGCAAUCGUCUAAUCGACGUCCCCAGCUCCAUCGGCGGUCUCCUCAACCUCCUAACCCUGGACCUGAAAGGCAACCAGUUGACCUCCAUACCCACCACAUUGUCCCACCUAACGAACCUCGUCGAACUUGACCUGAGUUCGAACAGGAUCAGCAUGAUCCCAGACUCGAUCGGAAGCCUGGCCAGCCUGAAGAAACUAAACAUCGACGCGAACAACGUCGAAGAGCUCCCGCACACCAUCGGCCACUGCGUAUCGCUCGUUGAGCUCCGCGCAGACUAUAACCGUCUGAAGGGGCUUCCGGAAGUCAGGUACAACAACAUAAAGAGCCUGCCAACGACGAUGGCUUCGUUACGGAAGCUGAAGGAGCUCGACGCGAGCUUCAACGAGCUGGAGCAUGUUCCGGAGAGCCUGUGCCUGGCGACGACGAUCGUGAAGCUGAACGUCAGUAACAAUUUUGCGGACAUGAGGGCGUUGCCGAGGUCGAUCGGCAAUUUGGAAAUGUUGGAGGAGUUGGACGUAAGCAAUAAUCAGAUCAGGGCCUUGCCGGAUUCUUUCGGGAUGCUGUCGCAUUUGAGGGUGCUUAGACUGGAGGAGAACCCGUUGAAGGUGCCACCCAAGCAUAUCGCUAAGAUGGAGGCGCAGGCUGUUGUGGAGUAUAUGGGCGAAUUUGUUGCCAAAAAGGCGAUUAAGUUGCAGCCAUUGAAGGCCACGGAGAGCUGUUCAAAGCUCUGCUUCUUCUCCAGAGCUAACAAAAGGAAACAUGAUGACUUGGACUACAGAAGAUCCUGAGACUUGUAUAUUAUGUGUUCAAUCCUAAAUGUGUCGA